AUGGCGGCCGCUAGCACAGAUCUGAUCAACUCACCACCCACCGCCACCGAUGAUGAAAAUACCUCCGGCACUGCCGUAUUGUCGGUUUUUGAUAUCGCCAGUAAAUUGGAAUCAUCUUUGCAAGAUUUGCUUACUAAGGUAGAAAGCUCCGAUAAAGAGCUUCAAGAUAAAGUCGAAAGUCUCACCAAAAAAUUAGACAGGUCAGAAGCUCUACGAAAUCAGGGAGACAAAAGUGGUAGUGCAUGCUCUAUUUCACUGUGA
Saccharomycopsis crataegensis is the source of this 261-nucleotide messenger RNA. RefSeq names its product Bil1p (gene BIL1). The record is from RefSeq and is a predicted model, not a curated record. The transcript is spliced from 2 exons. Bases 1 to 261 code for a protein of 86 amino acids. Lineage: Eukaryota; Fungi; Ascomycota; Saccharomycetes; Ascoideales; Saccharomycopsidaceae.